Messenger RNA from Stegastes partitus (bicolor damselfish), 604 nucleotides. RefSeq names its product homeotic protein female sterile-like. The annotation marks the transcript as partial. NCBI's taxonomy places the organism in Eukaryota, Metazoa, Chordata, Actinopteri, Pomacentridae. The transcript has 2 exons. The record is from RefSeq and is a predicted model, not a curated record.
GUUUUACUUUAAACCAAGUUAGUACGCUACUGAUGCGAAGCUAGCCUUCCCCGUCGUAUUUAAAUGUAGUUUGAUAACAGUGUUUUAUACAGAGGUGUUUUUAGAGUUGAAAUGGAAGACAGCGGAAUAGUGGUUUGUCUGCUGGAAAUUGAAGCCUGGUAGCCGGAUAGUCAUCUUUUUGUGAGCCGUCGGCCUUCGGAGGUUAGCUGACUUUAGCGUUAGCUUGCUACAGGCUAACUGUUAGCUGCGGCCGGCUGAUGCCUCUCUGACAAUGUUGAUGUGUUCCUGUGAGAAAGUGGAUUUUAACAUCACCUCCCGCACUGUGGCUCGGCUGGUUUUCGAGGCCGAACAAGAUAACAGAAACGGAGGAAACUCGUCCAAUGGGAGCACGGCCAGUAACUCUCCACGCAGCACCCCCGGCAGCUCCCCCUCUCUGCGGCGCAGGGUCCUGGGGGGAGGCAGGGCCAGCGAGGGCGAGGCUGGAGGAGACAAGAGCAGUGGAGGUGGAGGAGGUGCAGACAGCCCACUGCCCUCCAUACCCUCCGCCUCCUCCCUCACAUCCGCCUACCCACUUGCCUCUCGCCACUUCAGCCGCAAUGCCAAG